Messenger RNA from Camelina sativa (false flax), 3758 nucleotides. The record is from RefSeq and is a predicted model, not a curated record. Lineage: Eukaryota; Viridiplantae; Streptophyta; Magnoliopsida; Brassicales; Brassicaceae.
UAUUGAUUCUAAUCUCUUUUUGUUUCUGAUUAUUUCUAAGUCCGAUUUUUUUUUUUUUUUUCAGUUUCAUCCCCAAGAUGAAGACCAGUCUACUAUAUUCAAGUCUUUUGCGAAAUUCGAAGCUUUACAAGAAUUCUUUUGUUAAUCUGUCCAUGGAAUUAACUACAAAAUCGAAGCAGUCGAGUGUACUACGGACGUUGCACACAAGUUGUUCGACACAAUUCCCCAAUGUUCAAAACUGGGUCACGUGUCUCUCACGUUAUAAAAAGAGCCAGCUUCUUUCGAUACAGUUUCUGUUAUUUCUGUUGAUUUUGUUUUCCCGCGCUUCACAGUUUCUUCUCUCUGAAGCAAGAAACCUAAAAAACCCAAAGAAAGCUUUUGAGAGUCGUGUACUAUGGAGUCUUCUUCUUCUUCUUUCACGAAAGGCAAACCCUACCAAGAUGCUAAAGAUCACAUCGCUAACGGAGAAUACAACAAGGCCAUGGAGAUACUUGAAGAUUUGGCUCGUGUCCAUUGGGAAGAUCAAGACGCGUGGCUCCUUCGUCUCAAACAAGGUGAAAUAUUCUUACGUCUAGCGAAACAAACAGAGGAACCUAAUGUGGAAUUGACUUACUUUUUGGGAACCCUAGAGUGCUACUCGUUAGAUGAUAGGCUAUUUUCACUCUGUGCAAAAUCACUCCACAAGUUGGCCAGGAUGCUUGGCUCGGUAUCGUAUUACAAGAAGUGUUUGAAAAAAGCAAAACUAGCUUUAUCUCUUACUCUCCCAGAUGACUACGGACUGUUGAGUGUAAUCAAAGAUGCAGAGUCCAAGAUCGCUUCUCCCGAGGCUCUAGUUGGUUCUAUUAUGGAAACAAAACCUGAACCGAAACUUUUGGAGUCAAAGAAGAGUUCAGCUCCACACCCACGUGAGGAUUUGGUUAAACGGUUGAGGACGUUUUGGCUGGGAUUGGAUGUUAAGGUGAAACGUGACUUUAUGAAAGUAAGCAUUGGAAAGCUUAAAAGUUUUGUUUUGGGGCAAGUUCUUGUGGAAAGUUCCAGAGAAGGAGGAGUUACUUUGGAGCAAGUUCUUGCUUCUGCAAGGAAGGACAUGAUAUGGACAUUCUGGGUGUGUUGUUCGAAUCACUUCUCUAGUGCUGAAGAUUGUAAGAAUCAUCUUGAACAAGAACAUGCUGCAGAUUUUGUGCCAAAGGAUAGAGUCCAGAGAAUAGGCAAGGACUGGACUCGUAAGAUUUCUGUUGGAGGUUGGGAACCAGUGGAUGCACUAGCUGCCGUUGAGAUGAUCAAGAAUGAGCUCGCGUAUGUGAAAUCGUUUGCAGCUAAAUGUAAGAAUGGAUGGUCUGAAGAAUGGCCUUUAGCUGAAGAUGAAGAGCGUCGUAAGUUACUCAAGGAAAUCAAAUUGAUCCUUGUGUCGCUUUCUGACCGUAAAACAUUCUCAUGUAGCGUUCGAGACUGGUUGAUGCGUUUUCCGGUUAAGCAUCUUGAAAAUUUUGAAAUUUCCAAACAGAGUCUUGUCGAUUCUCGCCUACUGGAAACACCUCAGAGUAUCUGUUUUCUGGAAUGUCAUGAACUCAAUCAUAUCCUGGAGUUUCUGAAUAACAUAAAGCGUGAAAGGGAUGAUGGUACAUAUCUGGUUUCCAGAGCUGUAGACAGUGUCUUAGGUCGAACUCGGGUUAAAGAAAAGAUCGACUUUGACCCUCAGUUUUCAUAUCUGCUUCUGGAUAGAAGACUGCUAAAAAGCAAUAAUACUCCGUUAAAUGAGGAUGCGACAAUCAAUGUUUUUGAUCCCAAUGUUCACUACGUCAAGGCACAUGUUCAGGGAGAUGAUAUCGUAUCUUGGUUAACUGACAACUAUUCAUUAGAUAAGACCUUUUUCAGAUCUAUCAGGGAAGACACUAUUGAUAUGUGGGUAGCAGUUCUUAGAGCUGUUCAGUUCACAUGUCGGAAUUUGGGAACCAAAUAUGCAAAGAAAGCACUGGUCUUUGAUUAUGAAGCAGCUCUUACUGUGAUCCAGAACAUAUGUAUGAGCGAAGAUGAACGGAGAAAGAAUCUGCAGGAAGAUCAGUGGAUCAGAUAUGCAUGUCUUCUAUGCGACAAGUGUGAAGAAAGAGUCCCUGAAGAUUCCCUCACUUCAAAACUAUUGUUGUGUGCAGUACGAGAUGUUUUGGAAGGAGCAUUGCAUCCAACAUUUGAUGCCCCCGAUUUAGAAGACUGCUUGAGUCUUAUACGUGAGCAGAAUAUUCUUAGUGACGAUAAAGUGUUGAAGUCCAUAGGACUUCUGAAAUCAAUGGUCACCCACAAGGUUCUUCUAAUCGAUGCAAAGAUUUUGUUGAUUGAUAAUUCAAGGAAAAGUUUGCUAAACAAUCUCGUCAGGCUUUGUGUUUAUGACAACCGCACCUAUAUCUUCCAACUGAUGAAACCCUUCUUACUGAAUGAGAUUUUAAAUAUGGAAUUCAAAGCCAAGGCAGAUGCAGUAGCAGUAGAUCUUUUACUCGAGGAGGAGAAGAAGAAGUCACAGUCAAAAAAAAAGAAUGAUAAAAAAAACAAGAGAACUUCAACGAGCAAGCCUUGCACCCAUGAUAAGACUGUUGAACGUAAGCCUUCUGUCAACCUUGAACCGGAAAGUACAUCUCCAUCGGUGGAAGAAGAUUCUAUGGAACAAGAAGAUGCUCUUGCAAGUGAGAGGGGUCGAUUGGAAAUUUCUUCUAAUAUUCAAAAUCAAGAGGAUGCUACUCAAGAUGACCCUGAUACAAACAUGCUUGGAGAAGAUUCGUUUUCGGCACAUUCGGGGUCAACACUUGAAGGUUCUGCAGCCAUAUGCAGUUCAGCUUUUGACAUGACGCUGAAGGCUCUCUUGAACAUUAAGGUUCUCAAAGUAGAUUUGAUGAACAAUAUGGAACCAUUUCAAGCCCAGUUGGAACCUCAAAUUCCUUCUUCACUACAAAAUGUAUUUACUGCUUUGGUGUCAGAGGAGAUAAAAAAUGAGGGAGUCUACAGUUGGCUAUUGAGCGACUUACUUACUUCUGUAGAAGAAGUUAUUUACAUGUCUAGUGAUGCUGCUAAGGUAGUUGUGGCCAUCCUUGAGUUUUGGAGUUGCUGGAAAAUUCCAGAAAGAGAAAGUAUGGUCACUCGCCUUUUCACGUUGGUGGGGAAUGAAAGAAUGAGUUGUCGAAAAUGCAGAAGGAUUACAAAUUAUCCAGAGCAAAGUUCUCCUGUUCUUGUUAUGGCUGCAGAUUCAAUCAGACAACUCAAGUGUGCUCUUGAGAGUAUAAAUUUUGUGGACAUACUUAGAGUGAUCUGCAUGGAAUAUCAAAAGUCAUGUGACAUUGAACAAGGAGGUUGUGGAGAGUCAAACUUUGUUCAUCACAUUAUAAGUAGAUGCCCACCUAUCUUCACAAUCGUGUUAGAAAGGAAGAAGAGUGAAACUGAAAAACAAAUAUCUGAAACAACAAAGGCUUUCGACUGUGAGAUGGAUAUCAGCAGGCUAUACGUAGGCUUAGAGCCAAACACUAACUACCGACUUGUAUCAAUGGUUGGUUGUGGUGAAGAUGAAGAACACAUUUGUGUAGCUUAUGAAAAUAACCGGUGGGUCAAUCUCAAACGAGAGUCUUUAGCAGGGGAGGAUGUUGGUGACUGGAAUGAUGUGAUCAGUUUCUUUGGAGAAAGGAAGGUUCAACCAGAGAUUCUGUUUUAUGAAGCUGUCCAAUCGAAGGCUUAGCAACUGUAUCAAUAUGGAAGAACCUAACAUUGAUGUUUGUAAA